UUCCAAUAUCCAGAGGGGUUUUGAAAAGGUGAGAUUAGGCCAUGGUGCUUCUCUGACAGUUAUAAGGUGCCUGAGUUUGUGGAUGAGAAGUUCCAUGAAGUCCUCCUAGGGCACAGGUUUUCCUCGGCUCACUCUGAAGGAACAAGAAAGAGCACCAUGCUUUCCUGGAUGGAACUUCUCCUCGCUACUGUGUGUCUCCUGGUCCUGGGAGUCCACGUGUGGGUUCUCGUCGACCAUCUCCUUACUAUUGACGUGCCUCCCACCAUCACGCACCCCCUGAAGUUUCGGAUUCUGCACUAUCUCUUUCAUCUGACAAUAACAUGGGGGACUAUACUUGAGAAGAUGAACAUUUGCUCCAUGCCCUCCUUUUUCUGCUUUAUGCAAGACACCUUUGUGUCAAAGAAGAGCCUUGGUGUGUUUGUGAAGGACCUGCGUUUCGGCACAAUCCCUGUGAGGCUCUUUCAGCCCAAAGCAGCCUCCUCCAAGCCCCGGAGAGGCAUCAUCUUCUACCAUGGAGGGGGCGCCGUGUUGGGCAGCCUAGACGGUUACCAUAACCUGUGUACUUUCCUGGCUCGAGAGACAGACUCAGUGCUGCUGUCAGUGGGGUACCGAAAGCUUCCUUACUACCAUCAUCCCGCCUCUCUGUUGGAUUGCAUGAAUGCCUCCAUUCACUUCCUGAAGUCUCCGGAAGCCUAUGGGGUGGACCCCUCCCAGGUUGUGCUCUGCGGAGACAGCAUUGGGGGCGCGGCUGCAGUUAUUAUCUCCCAGACCUUGGUGGGCAGAGCAGAUCUUCCCAAGAUCCGGGCUCAGAUCCUGAUUUAUCCAGUCCUCCAGACAUUGUAUUUCCAAUCCCCAUCAAAGCUGCAGAAUGCAAAUGUUCCAUUCCUCACCAAAGACUUCAUGAUGAACUGUCUUUGUAAAUAUCUGGCCAUUGACCCCUCCUGGAAAGACGCCAUGUUGACAGGUGCCUGUAUGCCCCCAAGUGUUUGGAAGAAGUAUGAGAAAUGGCUAGGCCCUGACAACAUCCCUAAAAUGUUCAGGAGCAAAUACCAGCAACCCGAGUCACCGGCACCUUUUAAUGAGGCUGCCUAUCUAGAAACCAAACACACUCUGAAUACAGAUAUUUCUCCCCUCAUAGCAGAUGACAAAAUCAUUGCUCAGGUUCCUGAGGCAUUCAUAGUGACCCUUCAGUGGGACUUUAUCCGUGAUGAUGCUUUGCUCUACAAGAAGCGCUUGGAAGACCAAGGGGUCCCUGUGACCUGGUACCAUGUAGAUGGCUUCCAUGGCUGUGCUAUUUUUUUUGAUAAUAAGUUUUUCUCUUUCCCCUGUUCCUUGGAUGUCGUAAAUGCUGUGGUCAGUUAUAUAAAGGGCUUAUGACUGCAGCAUGAUGGGAGAACAAUUGUCUGGCAUGCACAAGACCCCACUCUAAUCCGCAGCAGGGAAGAAAGAUGAAAAAAAAAAAUCAAGGAACAAAAGAUAGGACAUAUCACAUCAUCCCUGGUGCCUUGAAUGAGAAGGGCCAAGGAGAAUUUUGCCACAACUGAGGCUAGGGCUGAGUCUUAUUUUUUUAAUCCUUUCUUUUAUUCUUUUAAUGUAUAAGAUAGUGAAUUUUGUUACAUUUCAUACACACAUAUUCUAAACUUUGCUUUUCUUUGAUGUACAUACCAUGUCUUGUUCCCCACUCCAAAUCCCCAAAUUGAUCCCUAUAUUCCCUCCUAUUUUCAAGCCAUGUAUGUAUGUCGUGUGUGUGUGUGUGUGUGUGUGUGUGUGUGUGUGUGACAUUUUUUC
Messenger RNA from Peromyscus leucopus (white-footed mouse), 1788 nucleotides. RefSeq names its product arylacetamide deacetylase-like 4. The transcript is spliced from 4 exons. Bases 157 to 1377 code for a protein of 406 amino acids. Lineage: Eukaryota; Metazoa; Chordata; Mammalia; Rodentia; Cricetidae. The record is from RefSeq and is a predicted model, not a curated record. Gene Ontology annotation, molecular function: hydrolase activity.